CACUCCCCCUUCCGGGUCAGCUCCAGGCCUCCAAUACCACAAGUCCACAACUCCAGAACCCCAUUCCUUUCAUCAACACUCCCAAAUCACAAACCUAUAAAAUCCCCAAAAUUUUCACAGAAAUAAUUUCAAAGAAAAAAAGAAAAAAUGGGGAAAAAUCAAGCUUACAAAGCGAUGCAGAGAGCGCGGUUGGGCUCGAGCUCGGCCGCUCCUGAAGAGAUCGAAGAUGGCAUGGUGGAUGGUUCUUUUCAUACACCAGAGUGGCAUGCUGCUCGUCUGGCCAGUCUCAAAACUUCUCACACCAUUACUUGGGAAGAAUUCAAAAGGAAGCAAAAGGAAGAAGAAAUCAAGAAGGGAGAGAUAGAAGCUGAUAAAGAUAAGAUGAUGAGGGAAUAUAGGGCUCAGCUGGAUGCUGAAAGGGCUAUCAAGCUUGCUAAAGGAAGAAACCACUCAAGCAGUAAACAUAGUCACAAAAAGGAUAAGAAAGACAAAGACUCAAAGAAACAUCGAAGCAAGAAGAGAAAGAGAUCUAGGAGAUCAUCCGACUACAGUUCUUCAAGUUCAUCAUCAGAAUCUUCAAGUAGCGACGAGGAAGAUAGAGAAUCAAGGAAAAGCAGAUCAAAGUCUAAACGAAAGAAGAAAGAAAAGAAACACAGAUCAAGAUCGAAGCACAGUGACAAUGAAGAGGGCCAGAAACACAGAUCAAGAUCGAAGCACAGUGACAAUGAAGAGGGCGAGGGGCCGCUGCCACUAUCCAGAUUCUUUGGGAGUAUGAAAAGCUGAUGCUUCUAAUUCAGCAGGAACAAUUUUAGCUUGUUCUGCAACAGUGGAUGCGGCAUACCCUCUUUCAUCCUCCACAAUGUUUUUAGGGGUUUCAAUCAGUCAAUCAGUCACCUGUACACUUACAAAUGCUGUGUUUGCCAUCUCUUUUCCUAGACUAGAAGUUUUGUUCCCAUACUCACAGCAGGCAAAUCUAAAAUUUGUUCUCUAUUCCUCUGCAAUAUUAACAAUGUAAAAUGCGGUUCCAGAUUUUCAGGAUUUAUGACUUUCGUUGGGAUAAAUU
Molecule: messenger RNA, 1063 nt
Organism: Ipomoea triloba (trilobed morning glory)
Lineage: Eukaryota; Viridiplantae; Streptophyta; Magnoliopsida; Solanales; Convolvulaceae
Product: protein FAM133A-like
Exons: 5
Coding region: 148-783 (211 amino acids)
Source: RefSeq, a predicted model, not a curated record